Molecule: messenger RNA, 1417 nt
Organism: Truncatella angustata
Lineage: Eukaryota; Fungi; Ascomycota; Sordariomycetes; Amphisphaeriales; Sporocadaceae
Exons: 1
Coding region: 69-1106 (345 amino acids)
Molecular function (GO): nitronate monooxygenase activity
Source: RefSeq, a predicted model, not a curated record
CAUGCUUACCCGAACCGCUCAUUUCUUGUCUUGACAUUAUCUUCAGGUUGAAGUCCAAUCCAGCAACUAUGACCUUCCGACGCCAAUUGUCGUGGACAUCCGCGCCCCUCAUCGUCAAUGCUCCCAUGGGCGACUUCGCGGGCCCGGAACUAGCUGCGGCUGUCUCAGGAGCCGGCGGGCUGGGUAUGAUCGGCGCCAUGCUGGAUCCCAUCGUUCUGGGCGAGCAACUGGAACAAGCCUCCGGGCUGCUCGACGGUGCGCGAGCAAACAGUAACGGUAAUCUCCAAAUCGGUGUCGGCCUGCUCCUCUUCGCGCUCACGAAGAAGCGGUCCGAGAUGAUCCAAGUACUCGCAAAAUACAAGCCCGCGGUCGUGUGGCUCUUUGCGGAAACGCAGCUGAGCGAUUACAGCACCUGGGCCUCCGAGAUAAGAGAAUCGCUCCCGGGAUCACAGAUCUGGAUCCAGACGGGCUCGGUCGUGGGUGCAUUGGAGAUAGCUCGCGGUGCGAAGCCUGACGUGCUCGUCAUGCAGGGCACCGACGCCGGCGGCCAUGGCUGGGAGCGAGGCGCAGGCAUCGUUUCGCUGGUCCCAGAGACCAAAGACUCUCUAGCCCGCGAGGGUCUUGACGUUGCCGUCGUGGCGUCUGGUGGCAUCGUAGAUGGCCGCGGGGCCGCGGCGGCUUUUGCUCUGGGGGCCGAGGCGGUGGUCAUGGGAACCCGGUUCCUGGCAUCGAGAGAGGUCACGAUCCACCCAAAGUAUCAGCAGCAGAUUCUAGAGGCCCGCGACGGGGGGCAACAGACCGUUAGGGCCAAGGUGUUCGAUGAGCUCAGGGGACCUAACAUCUGGCCAGGAGCGUAUAAUGGGCGGGCUCUCUUGUCCAGAAGUUUUGAGGAUCAUUCUUCUGGUGUCGAUCAAGGUGAAAUACGGGCGCGCCAUGCGGAAGCACUCGCGCAAGCUGAUAAGGGUUGGGGAGAUAGCCGAAGGGCCGUCGUUUGGUCCGGUACGGGCGUUGGUCUGGUCAAUGAGGUCCUACCAGCGGCUGAGAUAGUGCGCCAGGUCAGAGAUGGUGUCCAACAGGUUUUCCGUCAUGUUGAUACCCAGUGGUAGUUUUAUUAGCACUGGAAACAAAAGUGUCGGCUUGAAACCACGAAUUUACGACUGAAUCAACUUUAAAAUGGUGUAUUGGGAGGAUUGACAAGUGUUAUUGUUGUGAUUGUGCAAAAGCAUCUGAAACUCCUUGGGAGACUUCUUGGAUACGAAUAUUCGAUAAUAUCUUCUCAGUUAAAUGGCGAUACUGGACGUAUCCAGGGAUGUGUGUUGCUGUGAAGUCCUUAUCAAAAAGUUGAAAUUCUCAUGAGGGAAAGAGAUCAUAUUACUUACUACCAAUGAAUAGAUUUAACUCCAAUCAUUGUGACAAU